This is a messenger RNA of Musa acuminata AAA Group (dessert banana), 3342 nucleotides long. Its product is annotated as B3 domain-containing protein Os07g0563300. The record is from RefSeq and is a predicted model, not a curated record. Gene Ontology annotation, molecular function: DNA binding; zinc ion binding. NCBI's taxonomy places the organism in Eukaryota, Viridiplantae, Streptophyta, Magnoliopsida, Zingiberales, Musaceae. The coding region runs from base 169 to 2856 and encodes 895 amino acids. The transcript is spliced from 12 exons.
GCCCCCCUCUUGUUCUUCCUCCUCUUCGAUCUCGUCUCCCAAACCCUCCUCCUCCCUCCCCCCCCCUUCUCUCUCUGUAUGUGAUUCCAAAUCGUGGCUUCUUCCCCACCUCUCUUCUAGGGUUGGGUCGAUUUGAUCUCUUCUCUUGUUCCUUUUCUUCUAGUUGUCAUGUCUUCUUCUUCGUCGGCAGCAGUGGUCACAGCCAAGAUCUGCUUCAACUCCGAGUGCAAGGAGCCGUUGCCGGACCCCCUGCCCACCAGAAGAAAGGGGUGGCGCCUCCGCUCAGGCGAGAUCGCCGACCUCUGCGACCGAUGCUCCUGCUCGUUCGAGCAAGGCAAUUUCUGCGAAACGUUUCACUCUGACGAUGGAGGUUGGAGGAACUGUAAAACGUGCGGCAAGCGGGUGCAUUGCGGGUGUGUCGUUUCUGUUUCUACGUACGUGUUACUUGAUGCUGGUGGAGUUGAUUGCGUUGCAUGUGCCAGGAAAUCUCUUGUCAUGGCACCAAAUCAGGUAGCAUCUUCUCCUAUGUUUAUGUCCCAACAAGGACCUGAGAGGAGGGAAUUUCCUGCUAAAAGCUGGAAACCUGUGAGUGGUCCAUUUUUUGGACAGUGGCGUCAAGCACCACAUAUGUGGAAUAUGACAAGUGCACAAUCAGAUCUGCAACAGAGGCUGUCAUAUGAAUUUGACAGACCUAAUUGCAUCGAAAAACUUGCUCCUGGUGGGCGCUAUUCCAUUUUAGCACAUGAGAAGAAAUUUGAGAACAUAUCUGAGAAACCAAUCACUGGCAACCUUAAUAACGUUGCAAGAGAAAGAUAUGCCAAUGGCAAAGUAGGUAUUGAUGCAGCUUCUACAUUUGGUGCAUAUCAUGGAGAAGGCAAUGCUGAUACAGUGCAAGAUUCUUGCCGCCUAGUUGGAGAUAGUGAUUCUGUCUCUACAAGGAAAUUGGUGAAUGCAGACCCUUGUUCCACCAGCUCUUCUGGUGCUAACCUUGAUGCACAUCCAAAUUCAUGUGUAAACUCAUUACCCUCAUCUGCAAUAAAAGAGGAUUCUUCAUCUCUUGGGUUAGCUGCUGUUUUUCAAUCGACAAAUUGCUCAAAGGAGCCAACUAGAUUUUCUGCAAACCAAUCACAAUCUCAAACAGAUCCUCUGUCGAAGCAGUUUUACCCUCCAAGUGUGAUAGAUCCUGAAGUACAAAGUCAAAUGCGCAAUGGAAAAACUCGAGUAGAUAACCGAACGCGGUCCCAAUUACUUCCUCGAUAUUGGCCUAGAAUAACAGAUCAAGAGUUACAACAAAUAUCCGGUGGUGGAGAUUCAAACUCUGUGAUUACUCCAUUAUUCGAAAAGAUGUUAAGUGCUAGUGAUGCCGGUCGGAUUGGACGUCUAGUACUGCCAAAAAAAUGUGCUGAGGCAUACUUCCCUAUAAUUUCUCAGCCUGAAGGACUUCCUUUGAAAGUUCAGGACGCAAGUGGCAAGGAUUGGGUGUUUCAAUUUCGUUACUGGCCUAAUAAUAACAGCCGAAUGUAUGUUUUGGAGGGGGUUACCCCUUGUAUUCAGGCAAUGCAAUUGCAAGCGGGUGACACAGUAACAUUUAGUCGGAUAGAUCCAGAAGGGAAAUUGAUUAUGGGAUUCAGAAAGGCUUCUUGUGGCUCAAGCGAACAGGACUCCCAAGCAGUUAAAUCUGGCAAUGGUUUCUCAACACCUCCAGAGAGUGACAACAAGGGCACCACUAAAGAUUUUAAAGGCAAUACAGAAUCAAGGAACUUGAUCAAUACACCAGAGCAGCGAAACUGCUCUAACUUUGCAAACGAAGGUGUGUUACAAAAAGAUAGGCUUAGUGCUAGGUCCUCACAGGGUACUAGAAGGAAAGGUGGCAAUCUUGGUUCCAAGAGUAAACGUCUACGAAUUGAAAAUGAGGACUCCAUGGAAUUAAAGUUAACAUGGGAAGAGGCUCAACAGCUGCUCCGUCCACCUCCUAACUGUGUUCCUAGUGUUGUUCUGGUUGAAGGUCAUGAGUUUGAAGAAUAUGAGGAAGCACCGGUACUUGGGAAGCGUACAUACUUUACCACUAACCAAUCUGGGGAGAAUUAUCAAUGGGCUCAGUGUGAAGAUUGCUCGAAAUGGCGCCGACUGCCUGUGGAUGCACUUCUGCCAUCAAGAUGGACCUGUUCUAACAAUACAUGGGAUACUGAAAGGUCUCUUUGCUCAGCUGCUCAGGAAUUGAGCUUGGAGCAGCUAGCAGAAUUGAUCCCUUGUAAAACAGCAGGUGCACCCAAGAGGUCCAAGGUCAAAGUUGAAACCGACAACAUUGAAGUUUCAGAUGGGCUGGAUACUCUUGCCAACCUUGCCAUUCUUGGUGAGGGUGAGAACCUCCCCCCUUCUUCCCAGCCCACGACAAAGCAUCCAAGGCAUAGGCCUGGCUGCACAUGCAUUGUAUGCAUACAGCCCCCAAGUGGCAAGGGCCCCAAGCACAAGCAGAGUUGCACAUGCAAUGUUUGCCUUACAGUCAAGCGGAGGUUCAGGACACUCAUGCUUAGGCGGGAGAAGCGUCAGUCAGAGAAGGAAGCUGAGACUGCAAGAAAGCAGCAGAAACAACAGCCCAACCAAUCAUCACCAGUGAAAGCACAAGUCUGCAGCGACUCAUUAAAAUCUGGUCUGAGUGUGAACAAUUCCCCUCAUAAAGCAAUGACAAACGAGGAGGGGAUUAGUGACGAGGGGGUCGAACGCAGAAGGGCAUCCCCAUCACCUCUCAAGGCCCCUCAGAUUGAUUUGAACAUUCAACCAGAGCGAGAGGAAGAGACCUCACCAAAAUCUGAGUCUGGUAGCAUGAUGAGGCUUCUCCAAGAUGCUGCAACUUGAACACCUUGAGAUGGUUGAUACAAACAAGGUGGCUUUUCACUGGAAUCUGUGCUUUCUUGAGGAAAUGUGUCCUGGAAUCAUGGGCCACUCGAUCAUUUUCCUAGAAGUUUAGGUACUGACUGGAAAACUGUGCUAUCUUUCCGUAUCUUGCAUGUUCUAUUCUGGGUAAGCUAGAAAUCGCCCAAUAACCUGCAUCCGACCAUCUUCCAGUUCAGCAAAACACUAAAGCAUGUCUUUGUAGAUUAGAGUGUAGUAGUUUGUCGUCUUUUGUUUCUCUUUUUCUUUUCGGAGGCUGCAGAGCAUGUUGAGGUACAUCUGAGGGAUUUGUCUAUUUGAGCAUUCAUAGGUAUGGUAAAAUUUACAAAGCUGCUGUGGGUGGGGAAAGUUGUUGUAAGAUGUCUAGUUGAGAUCAGUGGAUAAUGUUAUGCGGCUACCGAUUUCUUACAUCUAAAUUUUUAAAAAAUAUUAAAACUGUAACUUUGUGAA